This is a messenger RNA of Cylas formicarius (sweet potato weevil), 1190 nucleotides long. Its product is annotated as 1,5-anhydro-D-fructose reductase. Gene Ontology annotation, molecular function: aldose reductase (NADPH) activity. The transcript has 6 exons. Lineage: Eukaryota; Metazoa; Arthropoda; Insecta; Coleoptera; Brentidae. The record is from RefSeq and is a predicted model, not a curated record. Bases 97 to 1083 code for a protein of 328 amino acids. Gene Ontology annotation, cellular component: cytosol.
GGCAACACACCGCAUUUUUACAUAGAACGAGCUGGUGGCGUUUAAAAGUUUUAAAAGUGCGUUUUCGCUGUUUUUAUUCUAAAAUAAUAUAAUAUAAUGAAUCAAUCAGCUUCCUCCGUAUCUUUAAAUAAUGCAACAAAAAUGCCAAUUUUAGGCUAUGGAACUUGGCAGGCGACUGAUGCGGAACUUGAAGCGGCAGUAGAAGCAGCAUUAGAAGCCGGUUAUCGACAUAUCGACACAGCAUAUGUUUAUGAAAACGAAAAAGUCAUUGGAAAAGUCUUAAAGAAAUGGAUUUCUUCAGGCAAAGUAAAAAGAGAGGAUCUUUUCAUAGUGACCAAACUUCCUCCGGGCGGAAUGAGACCGGAAGGAGUUUCCAAGUUUAUCAAGAGAUCCCUAGCACACUUGCAGCUUGAUUAUGUUGACCUCUAUCUAAUUCAUGUUCCAUUUGCUUUCAAAGAUAUCGAAGGUGAUUUACAUCCUAUGACGAGUGAUGGUAAAAUUAACCUGGACUUAAAAACCGACCAUAUUGGCAUUUGGAAGGCGAUGGAAGAACAAUUAGACGCUGGGUUAACAAAAGCAAUUGGCUUAUCCAAUUUCAAUAUCUCUCAAAUCACCAGAGUACUGAAUAACGCUCGAAUCCCACCCUGUAAUCUCCAAGUGGAGCUGCACGCUUACCAUCAGCAAAAAGAACUGGUCGAUUUUUGUAAAAAGAACAAGAUUGUCGUAACGGCAUAUUCGCCGUUGGGAAAUCCAGGUUUGGCCUCUUUUCUCGAUCGAUUUGGUAAAAAGGUAGAGUUGCCCAAUAUAUUGAAAAAUCCAGUUGUAAAUGAAAUUGCCAAAAAGUACAACAAGGAGCCGGCUCAAAUCUUGUUGAAACAUAUUAUCCAGAGAGGCGUUGUAGCAAUUCCUAAGAGUACGAAUCCUCAAAGGCUUAGGCAAAACAUCGACAUAUUCGAUUUCAGUCUGGAUGACAGUGACUUAUCCAAAUUGAAUGCCCUCGAUGCAGGAGUGAGAUUGUUGGAUUUCGAUGUUUUCAGCGGGGUCAAGGAACACCCGGAAUAUCCGUUCCCGGAACUAAAAUAAAUCUGGUUUUGCAUUAAAUAUUCGAGGCAUUAGAACAAGUUUUACAUCUUUGUUUGUUAUUUUAAAAUAAUAUAAUAUACUUUACUUAAUAAAGUAUAUAUACCAUA